AUGGCUUACCUAGCAGAUAACUCAGUACUUAACCUACACUGUACUCAAUCCUCUGCUUUGCCCCUUGCUUGCCGCCUUGGUCAUUCACCUCGGCAGCUGACUGCCGUCAUUCCAGGUCUGGCGGUGGAACAUUAUCAACAUAAGGUGGCGGUGAUUGGGAGCAACAUUGGUGCAAUUGACACGGCUAAAUACACUCUUCUCCAACAAGUUACCAAGCUAGGUACCUGGAUCACCACCGCUGAGGAGAUCCGCAAGGCCGCCGAGGAUAAGGCCAAGGAAGCCUACGACAAGUUGAAGGUUAAUGAGACUUUGGACAAAAAUGUUAAGUUAAUUGUGGCAGCCAAGGAUGAAAUUGAAAAGGUUCAUGGGAAGAUUAGCGGACAUGUUGGUGAUUUAGGUAAGUGGAAGCAGGAGGCUGGGAAGGUGCUUGGCGGGGCGAUUGACAGGGCCAAUGAGGUAUAUGAGAAGUUGGAAGAUAAGAAUGGUGACGCAGUAAAAUAUCCUGUUGGUCAUCAAAUUGAAGCUAUCAACAAAGCUAGCAAGGAAAUUCAGACUGCAAAUACACAGCUUGGCACCGAAGUUCAGCAUUUAAGUAGUUGGAACACCGCCGCCCAGAGUGUUAUUGAGAAGGCGGAGCAGAAGUGUGGUGAAAUCUUGGAGAAAGUUAAACAAAGUGGGCCUGAAGGUGUGAUUUUCACGCAAGCUCAAACUUUAAAAGAGAAGGGUACAAGACUUUUGCAGGCUGCGAAGUUGGCCAAGGAGCAAGUUGGAGAGUAUGUCACUGCGGCCUUGGAGGCUGUUGUGGCAAUGGACGGAGAUCUCAAGAAGGAUUUAAAAAAUGUUAAAGAGAAGAUUAAAGGAGGGAUAAAUCAAGUGAUUAAUCAGUUUGGACUUUUGACAUUGGAUAAUUUGGUGAAGGAUGAUUUGAAGGCGUUGAAGGGGAAGAUUGAGAGGCUUAAAAGUCAGGUUACUAAUGAAGCUGGCGAUGGAAAUGGUAAUAUAGUUGGCAAGCAGUUGGAAGAGCUUACAAAGGCGAAGAUUAAGCUUGAAGAAGUUACUGGCGAGAAGAAUGGUUCCAUUCAUAAGGCUAUGAGUGAGCUUGACAGUAAGUUUAGAGAAAAUAUCCAACAGCCGCUUAGCGAGGCGGUCAGUGCAGUUAACGAGGCUAUUGAGAAGCUUGGCGGGAAGUUUAAAACAUCUGGCGGGCUGAAUAGUAUGCAGCAGAUGUUCGAGCAUAUUAAAGGAAAGGUUGGGGAGAUUAAGGGGGAGGCGGGAACUAAAAAUGGUUGGCAACUUCAAGGUGGCAGUGGUCUGCUCGGCAUUGAGAGUGCGAUAAAUCACUAUUUUGAAGCGUUCAGCGGGAGUGAUAAGUUUGAAAGUAUAGUCACCGGCUGGCUGGAUGGUAUUCUUGGUCACAACGGCCUGGUUAAAAGCCUACUUGGGUGGCAGAGUAAGCGGAGGGAGGAAGAUAUUAAGGAGGUGCUUAAUCAGAGUGGUCUCGGAGGCUUAAUUAGGGAACCGCUCAAAGAACAAGUCACUAAUGCUGUUCACGUGUUCACUAUUGGCCAAUCCACUGCUACCGACAGCAUUAUAGACAAAAUCACACAGGUCAAAGAUGCCUGCGAACUGUUUGCUCGGAGGCUUGAGGAGAAACUAGAGAAGGAUGUGAACAGCGGUGUCCUUGAGAUAACGAAGAAGGCUAAGGAUGCGUUGAACAGUGAUAAAUCAGGAAACAAAAAAAGGAACUUACAAGCCGCCUUAGCAAAGGCAAAAUGCACAUGCUCGUAUGGAAACUGCAGCAGCGGUAAUUGCCUAGAGUGCACAGACCAAAAAUGCAUCCUCACUCAAGCCAUCGCCACCACCGUUGUUGUCGUGUCCUCGGUGGCCCGCCAGGUGGGCAACGAACUGAAUUCUGUGCUGCUCGAGCCAACAGACACAAACAUCGCAAAAAUCUUGGACCAAAUAACACCUAUUGCUCGGACACUUCACGGUCAGCUUACCGCGGCGACAAACAAUUCCCUUCCUCCGCCCAACCAAGAAAGCCCCGCCCAAGCCGUGGACAGUAGAUUGGGUGAUUUGAAGAAAGAGAUUAAUGCAACAAUUACGCAGAAAUUCCAAAACGAAGUCACAAAAGAUCUUAAGAAAGAAGUUAAAAGCCUUGAACCCGCUCUUAAGGCUUUCGACGAUAAAGCUAAAGAGCAGAUCAGGGCUGCAGCCAGGACGGCGAUUGAGAGGGCGGCCCAAGUGAUAAGUAAUGGAAAGAGUCCAAUUGUGCUUGGCGGUAAAGAUGAUCUCAUGAAGCAGUUCAUAACUGCGCAUGAUGGCAUCACUCAUGGGACAACUGGUCUCCAACCAAGACUUAAAGGUCUGCUUGAUCGGCACAUUGGGAGGGAUUAUGGGACAGGUGUUGCACCAUUUGUUAUAUUUGACAAAAUCAUCAUUACUAAAGAAAAUUUCGGAAAAUACACUAGCCAUGUUAAUCAAGAAGAGGUAUUGGACGGUAAGCUUGAAGGCGUUAAAAAGGAAGGCUCCCUUCCACUGGCGAUUGGGAAGAUUAGAGAUGAGGGUCUGAAAGCGCUUGAAAGUACUAUCGGGAAGAGUGCCGGUCCAAAUAAAGUUGACAAUAAAACCUUCGACGUUCCUUUCAAAGCAAUUGAGGGAGAGCUUCAAGCCAUCGCCGGGUUGGUUGAUAAGAACAGCGGAACUCCGCAAAACGUCCCGGACGGCGACAGUGAUGGUAUACAGCAGAAGUUGGCUGAGCUUCGAAAUGGACUUGAGUCAACACAAUUAGGCAACUCAGAGAAAGGCCUUGACGCAAUAAAAACGGCGAUUGAAGCUCUGCAAAAUAACACGUACUCCCCGAGUGCCGACGCAGUCGACAAAGCCGUCAAAGCAAUUAAGACGCAGCUUAAGAGUCUUAGAGAGAAGCUGCAUGCUAAAUACGGUAGAACUGAUGACGUCUUAAACGCUUUGAGGGAUUUUAAAAUCUUUGGGAUUACAAAAGGUAAGUGGGAAAAUGAUAAAUAUGCUUGGAAGAAGCUUAGUGACGGCAAAGAAGUCUAUGGCCUUGGGAAAAUCCAGGAGGACCUUAAAAAACAGAAUGCUGAACUUCCCACACAGACGAAAAAGAUCGAUGAGGCCGUAUUACAGAUUAACGGUGAGCUUGGGAAAAUUGGAAUUCGGUUGCAAAACAUCUUUCAUAAAGAUGACAUCAUAGAUCUGUUGAAGGCGUUGGGACAGAAGAUAGAUAGAGGUGGAGGGGGAGGACUCCAGAAAAUUCAUGACGUGAUUAGUGAGCUGCAAAAAGGACAAUUUGCUGAUAACCCAAACAAAAUCGGCGCCGCCAUGAGCCCUAUUAAAACAGAACUUACUGCCCUUCAAAAGGCGUUGAAAGGUGCGAACGGAAAUAAAGAUGAUGUCAUUACAACACUGAACGAUUUGAAGGGCGAUGGCCUAAGUGGACAGGAGUGGACACCAAAAAACAGUAAAAAUGAAAAAGGCCUCGGAAAAAUAAAUGGUGAACUUCACACUCAACAAAAUACGCUUUCCACUCAGCCCACUGCAAUCGGCGGUGGCGUCACCGAAAUCACAGGUGAGCUUACAAGGCUUCAGACGCAGUUGAACAAUGAGGUCACCGAUAAGUUAAAGAAGCUUAAAGAACAUGGCCUUGGAACUGGUGAACAACCAUGGACAUCCGACAGUAAAACCUUAAAUGGCAUUCAAAAAAUCACCACAGACAUCAUUGCCAUAAAGGACAAAGACGUUAAGGAUGUGAGGGACAAACUCAAGGAGCUGUGCACGGCGAUUAGGCACAUUGCAAAGGACGCCGCGUUCACCUUGAAGGAAGUGAAAGAGAAGAGCCUUAAUGAGUUGACUGGAAUAAAGAAUGAUUUGCACAACCUGCAGAUCCGUCUGGUGAGUGGGCCAAUCAAGGCCUGCAAGGACUUCAUUAACAAGGACGCCGACAAGUUCGGAAAGGAAUGCAUUGCGUCCCUCACAGCGUUCGUCGACGGCCAAGUGACCACUGCAAUCGCCGACAUAACAGCCUUCGCCAAGCAGCAGUAUGUCUCCAACAUCAAGGAGGCGCUGACGGCCUUCGCCCAGAAGGUGGAGGAGGAAUUAACUCCCUUGCCUCCGUUAAUAAACGAGGAUCUGCAGAUAGGGUAUAAAGGGUUAAUGAGGCAGGUUGAAGGGAAGCCGGAGACUCAAGUUGCAGGUGCACAAGGGGAAUUUGAGAAGUUCGAAGAGUUUGUGAGGACUCUGCCAUCUGAGCCGAAGGAGAGAGUGUUCAAAAAAUUGGCCGCAGUGUUCAUGCACUUUUACGGCGAGAUUAAAGCGUACGUCCACAAAGAUAUCACGAGAGAGCACAAGGAGGAAGGCAAGAAGAAAAAUCCUGUGUCCCAAGAACCGGAAACGCUCUACACUGACAAACUUGUAAGAGUCACAUUGUCAUUUAAUGCGUUGCUUGAAUACAUUAGAACUGAGGAUACCUUCGACCACCGACUCCAAGCCCUGCUCCGCAGCCUCACCGACGCGCUGAGUAACCUGCGACCUGAGAGCUUCGCCAAGCCCUCUACCCCCGUGCUGGACGGCCUGGUGGAGGGGCUCACAAAGUUCGCCGCCGAGUUCACAUCUGCGUACGUCUCCGCCUACGCCGGGCAGACGUUCACCGAUGAAGAAGGUGAGAAGUGCGCCAAGGUCUUUCUCACCACGCUGCCCACACUGUGCGACGCCUUCACCAGGCUGGCGGAGCAGUGCGGCAAAGACGGCAAGUGGAGGGAUCUGAGCAUUAAUUCAAGCAAUCAACUCGGCACGUUCCUCCAACGCUGCGGCUACAAGGUCUCCACCUCCGCCACCCUGCAGGACGGCGAGCUGCGCGACGACUGCAACGGCCGCGACGUGUUUGUCCUCGUCACCCAGAACAUUAGGAAUACCGAAGACAACGAACACCUCAAAAAAUGCCUGUCCCUCACACACGCCUGUAAUCUCUUACAGCUCCUCAAAUGCCUCUGCACGCACCUCCACCAGUACUAUAAGACGUGCCACCUCAAGGUGCAUCCCUCACCCCGGCCGCCGUGUUCCAUCUACGAGAUGCUCACAUGGUGCUGCGGGCUCCCGCACAAUCCCGUGUAUCUGACCGUCACCCAUGAUGCCAUGCCCUCGCUGUUCGAGGCGGAGGAGCCGGACGCCGGGGAAUCCGAAGUGUCCCUCACUGACCUCGGCAGCCUGGCGCUUAAGGCCCACCCGCAGCACAUAACACCGGCGUCCCUAUCCGACGCACUCACGGAGGUGUGCCACCAGUCGCAUUCAGUGCUCACCACGUUACUCGGCUUCGGCCACGCAGGUGGCAUCUACGCCUGCGACUUCAACACCAACCCGGGAGGCCUGCUCUACCCCGGCGACGCGGACGCUUUGCUCUGCCUGCUGUACGAUGUGCUCAAACGCCUCCACCACCAGCUGUAUCUCCUCUACCGCCGGUGCCUCUACAACACCCGGUACGGCGGGUGGCUCGACUGCUGGUACGGCCGCGGCGUCGGAGGCUCAGCGUGGAGGUGCAACACCAUGCAGUGUGCCAACCAAAUAUGUGACCAACAGUGCAACCAAACACACAACCAAAUAUGUAACCAACGCUGUGACCAACACCCUAAGUGCGGCCUUAAGUCGCCGCUCCAGUCGUUCCUCGAGGACGGGCUGGUGGGCUUCCUGCCGCAUGACGUGUCGCCCAAGGACACCUGUGUCAGGUGCUCCGGCUGCGACACUGAGUCACCCGGCCUGCCGUGCAAGACGCCCAUGGGCCUCUCCAACAUUACCAGGCUGGCCUCCCGUGCCUCCCAAGGCCGAAGCAUCAUGGACGUCCUCGGCGCCUUCUGCGGCGGCGCAUCGUCGCCCCUCACCAGGCUGUGCGGCUACCUGGAAUGCCUCCUCACCCGCCCGCCACGGACGCCAGACGACCUGUUCGCCUUUUACUACCAGUUCAUAUGUGACUGGACUCAGAGCGUUGAGCACCGUAAGGCGGCCUUCGAGGACGCCGUCGGCGACGCGUGCUUCUGGCAGCGGGGCGUGACACUGGACGUCAGUACAGUCUUCGGCACCAGUGACCAUGGCACACUGCCAAAUAUGCCUCACCUCACCGGGGACCUCUUCUCUCUCGUCGAGUGCAACGGCACUCCAAACUCCGCUCCGUCACACCCCUGCGGCCCCUACCUCAAGCCACUCGGCCACGACGUACGCGCCACCUUCGCCAAGGAGCACGCCCACCUCUACCUCUCCUGGGUGGUGUACCUCACGGAGACUUUCUACGACUUCCUCAGGGAACUGCUCCAGGACUGCGAGCGCAACUGCGCCGACGCCACGUCCGUCUGCCACGCCAGGAGCUGCGACAACCAAUGCCCAGCCAAGCAGCGUCCACUGGCUCAUGGCUCCGGGCACCUUGAUUCAUGCCCCUCCAUCGCGGACUGCGACUCCACCACGCCCACACUCUUCCAGUACGGCUUCGUGCACAGGGACGCCCACAGCCUCGCCGGCUCCACGCACGGCCACGCAGCCAAGCGGACAUGCCAGGAUCUCUGCACAGCACUGCAAGUCGUCGUCAAGCAGAUGAAUCCUCUCCACAGGCUAGCGCACGAGACCAUUCCCGAGUUCCUCUAUCGCAUCCGUGCCCCCUUCCUCUUCACCAUCAUCACACUCUGGCUCAUCGCCACGAUCUACAUCCUCCACUCACUCCUCUACCGCAUCGACGUAAUGCGCAUCCGCUCGCACCUACUCACCACCAAGGCCUCCCACCUCAUCGACGUCAAGGCGCUGCUCGCCGGAAGCCGCAGGAUGCUCUCACUCUACAAGGACGUCGACUACUUCGACGAUGACUUUCACUCUUGA
Molecule: messenger RNA, 6876 nt
Organism: Babesia ovata
Lineage: Eukaryota; Apicomplexa; Aconoidasida; Piroplasmida; Babesiidae
Exons: 1
Coding region: 1-6876 (2291 amino acids)
Source: RefSeq, a predicted model, not a curated record